AGACGGAGAGAGGCAGGCAGGCAGGCAGGCAGGGCGAGGGCGAGAGACGGAGGGAGGGAGCGAGCGAGGCAGACCAGACAGACAGACAGGCGGGCGGGCGGGCAGAGCGAGCCACCCGCCAGGCUGCGCUCAGCCCCGCUCGCAGCGGAGAGAGCAGAAGGCAGGAGGAGGGAGGGGAGGAGGGAGGAGGGAGGGAGAGAGGGAAUCCAGCUACCACCACCCAAAGCCAGCGUCUGCUUUCUGUCCUCAUUUCCUUUUCCCACCCAGCUCGGAGAGCAGAGAAAGGCAGAGAGAGCGAGAAAUAGAGACAGGCAGACAAACAGACAGACAGACAGAGCGGGAGGGAGGAGGGCGGCGGAGGAGGAGCAGGAGGACUACGCGGGGCGCCUUCCCUCCCAGCCGGGCGCCCGUGUCGCUGCCGCCGGCGGAAGAUAGACGCCCCCCGAAACCCCUCUCCUGGCUCGGACCCACGGAGCCGGCAGCCCAGCACUCCGAUGGGAGCUUGCCUGACUGUCUACUCAUUGGCCUGGACCCCAGAGCCACGCCAGCUGAGUGAGUGCCAAGGGUCCCAGGUGAGGGGCACUGCUCAGGCCUCUGCAGAGACUACCCUGGAGAAGCUGAUGCUGGUGGAGACAGGCCUUUCCUGCUGAGUUGGGCCUCUGCAGAGCCUGCUCAGCCCCUACCUCACAGGAUUGGUAUGAAGAAUCAAAUGAAGCAAUGCCUGGACAGCUUCCAGCCCAGUGCCUGGCGUGCAGUAGGUGCUCACUAAACCUGAGCUCCGGUGGUCCUUUCCAGGCGCUGUCCACACCCCAAGGCCUGGACUCAGGCCGAAGUUGCUCUACAACACCCCCAGCUGACAGCCAUCGACGGGCAGAGUCCCCAAGCACGGGGGCCCUCUGUUUACCAGAGAUAUCCAGUGUGACAGCCCAGGCGGCAAGCCGAGGGUUCUGGUCCCGGCUUCUCGCACCCUCAUGUCAGCCCCGGCCCCGCCCGGCGGCCCGAGGAGGACAAGGUCAGGAUGCGUGUGAAGCCCCAGGGCCUGGUGGUGACUUCCAGUGCCGUGUGCAGCUCUCCUGACUACCUCCGAGAGCCCAAGUACUACCCCGGCGGCCCCCCAACCCCCCGGCCCUUGCUUCCCACCCGGCCCCCUGCCAGCCCACCUGACAAGGCCUUUUCAACCCAUACCUUCUCUGAGAACCCACGCCCACCCCCUCGUCGGGACCCCAGCUCCCGGCGUCCACCAAUCCUUGCCAAGGGGGACGACCUGCUACCUCCUCGGGCAGCCCGGCCUGUCUCCCAGGCCCAUUGUCCCUCACCAGCCCCCGACAACAACUCUCUCCGCCACUGGGACAACGGGCGUGUGAACCUGCGACCGGUGGUGCAGCUGAUUGACAUCAUGAAGGAUUUGACGAGGCUGUCCCAGGACCUGCAGCACAGUGGGGUGCAUCUGGACUGUGGAGGGCUGCGGCUAAGCCGCCCACCUGCUCCACCACCCGGCGACCUGCAGUACAGCUUCUUCUCUUCACCCAGCCUGGCCAACAGCAUCCGCAGCCCUGAGGAGCGUGCUACCCCUCACACCAAGUCAGAGCGGCCCAGCCACCCCCUCUAUGAACCUGAGCCCGAGCCCAGGGAUAGUCCCCAGCCUGGCCAAGGCCAUGGUCCUGGAGCCACAGCCACGACCACCGGUCUGCCCCCUGAGCCUGAGCCAGACGGGCCUGAUUACUCUGAGCUAGCAGAUGCCGACAUCCUCAGUGAACUGGCCUCCCUCACAUGCCCAGAGGCCCAGCUCCUGGAGGCUCAAGCCCUUGAGCCACCUUCACCACAGCCUGAACCACAGCUCCUGGACCCCCAGCCCCGCUUCCUAGAUCCACAGGCACUAGAGCCUCUAGGAGAAGGUUUGGAGCUACCACCCCUGCAGCCUCUUGCUGAUCCCCUGGGACUGCCGAGCCUGGCUCUGCAGGCCCUAGAUACCCUACCUGAUUCCUUGGAAUCCCAGCUCCUUGACCCUCAGGCCCUUGACCCCCUGCCCAAGUUGCUGGAUGUCCCCAGUCGACGUCUAGAGCCCCAGCAAUCCUUGGGGCACUGCCAACUGGCUGAGCCCUUACGCCUGGACUUGUGCUCACCUCAUGGUCCCCCUGGGCCUGAGGGUCACCCCAAGUACGCCUUGAGGCGCACUGAUAGGCCAAAGAUCCUGUGUCGCAGGCGGAAAGCAGGAAGGGGGCGAAAGGCGGACUCAGGACCUGAGGGUCGCCUGCUUCCUCUUCCCAUGCCUACAGGGCUGGCAGCUGCCCUGGCAGAGCCCCCACCGCUGCCCCCACCACCACCACCUCCUGCUCUGCCAGGCCCAGGCCCAGGCCCAGUUCCUGAGCUGGAGCCAGAGUCUUCUCAAACCCCAAUGCUACCCACUCGCAAAGGCAAGUGCAGGGGUGUCCGGCGCAUGGUGGUGAAGAUGGCCAAGAUCCCUGUGUCACUGGGGCGGAGAAACAAGACCACAUACAAAGUUUCAUCCUUGAGCAGCAGUCUGAGCGUGGAGGGCAAGGAGCUAGGCUUGAGGGUAUCUUCAGAGCCCACCCCGUUGCUGAAGAUGAAAAACAAUGGCCGGAAUGUGGUGGUGGUCUUCCCGCCAGGGGAGAUGCCCAUUAUUCUCAAGCGCAAGCGUGGCCGCCCUCCGAAGAACCUGCUGCUGGGUCCUGGCAAGCCCAAAGAGCCAACAGUGGUAGCUGCCGAGGCCGCCACUGUGACGGCAGCUACCAUGGCCAUGCCGGAGGUGAAGAAACGGCGGCGGCGGAAACAAAAGCUGGCGUCUCCACAGCCAUCGUACGCAGCAGACGCCAAUGACAGUAAGGCUGAGUACUCUGACGUCCUUGCCAAGCUGGCCUUUUUGAACCGCCAGAGCCAGUGUGCUGGGCGGUGCUCGCCACCCCGCUGCUGGACACCCAGUGAGCCUGAGUCAGUGCACCAGGCCCCAGACACUCAGAGCAUCUCUCAAUUCCUGCAUCGCGUGCAGGGCUUCCGGAGGCGUGGAGGCAAAACAGGAGGCUUUGGAGGUAGGGGUGGAGGCCAUGCAGCCAAGGCAGCCCGCUGUUCCUUUAGUGACUUUUUUGAGGGCAUUGGCAAGAAAAAGAAGGUGGUAGCAGUGGCAGCUCCCGGGGUUGUGGGUCCUGGUCUCACUGAAUUGGGGCAUCCUCGUAAACGGGGCCGAGGAGAGGUAGAUGCUGUAACUGGGAAACCCAAGCGCAAGAGGCGGUCCCGAAAGAAUGGGACUCUGUUCCCAGAGCAGGUGCCCAGUGGCCCAGGCUUUGGGGAGGCAGGUGCUGAGUGGGCCGGGGACAAGGGUGGUGGCUGGGCCCCUCACCAUGGGCACCCAGGAGGACAAGCUGGCAGGAACUGUGGUUUCCAGGGAACUGAGGCCAGGGCUUUUGCCUCCACUGGGCUGGAGAGUGGGGCCUCAGGCCGCGGCAGCUACUAUGCUGGUGCACCAUCGGGCCAGACAGAGCUCAGCCAGGAGCGCCAGAACCUCUUCACUGGCUAUUUUCGGUCCCUGCUUGAUUCAGACGAUUCCUCUGACCUCUUGGACUUUGCCCUGUCGGCCUCUCGCCCAGAGUCCCGGAAGGCAUCGGGGACCUACGCAGGACCUCCCUCCAGUGCGCUGCCUGCUCAGCGGGGCCUUGCCACCUUCCCAAGCCGGGGAGCCAAGGCUAGCCCAGUGGCAGUGGGCAGCAGUGGAGCUGGGGCAGACCCCUCCUUCCAGCCUGUCCUGCCUUCCCGUCAGACCUUUCCACCAGGGCGGGCAACAAGCUAUGGGAUAACCCCAGCCACUUCAGACUGCCGGGCAGCUGAGACCUUCCCAAAGCUGGCUCCCCCUCCUUCAGCCGUGGCCCGCUCACCUACAACCCACCCGCCUGCCAACACCUACCCACCUCAGUAUGGUGGCUAUGGGGCCGGGCAAAGUGUGUUUGCCCCAGCAAAGCCCUUUUCAGGACAGGACUGUGCUAAUAGCAAGGACUGCAGCUUCGCCUAUGGCAGCGGCAAUAGCCUUCCUGCCUCACCCAGCAGCGCCCACAGUGCUGGCUAUGCCCCGCCACCUACUGGGGGUCCCUGCCUACCACCCAGCAAGGCCUCUUUCUUCAACAGCUCUGAGGGGGGCCCCUUCUCUGGGUCAGCUCCCACACCCUUGCGCUGUGACAGUAGAGCCAGUACCGUCUCACCGGGUGGCUAUAUGGUGCCCAAGGGCACCACAGCUUCUGCGGCCUCCUCCUCUUCCUCUUCCUUUCAGCCCUCACCCGAGAACUGUCGGCAGUUUGUGGGGGCGUCUCAGUGGCCUUUCCGGCAGGGGUAUGGCGGCCUGGACUGGGCCUCAGAGGCCUUUAGUCAGCUCUACAAUCCCAAUUUUGACUGCCACGUCAGUGAACCCAAUGUGAUCUUGGACAUCUCGAACUACACACCGCAGAAGGUGAAGCAGCAGACAGCCGUGUCUGAGACCUUCUCCGAGUCGUCCUCUGACAGCACCCAGUUCAAUCAGCCAGUUGGUGGUGGUGGUUUUAGGCGUGCCAACAGUGAGGCCUCAAGCAGUGAGGGCCAGUCCAGCCUGUCCAGCCUGGAGAAACUCAUGAUGGACUGGAACGAAGCGUCAUCGGCUCCCGGCUACAACUGGAACCAGAGUGUCCUCUUUCAGAGUAGUUCAAAGCCUGGCCGUGGACGGCGGAAGAAGGUGGACCUAUUUGAGGCUUCACAUUUGGGCUUUUCGACAUCCACCUCAGCCACUGCCUCUGGCUACCCGUCCAAACGGAGCACCGGGCCCCGGCAGCCUCGGGGUGGUCGGGGUAGUGGGGCCUGCUCAGCCAAGAAGGAGAGGGGUGGUACAGCGGCCAAAGCCAAGUUCAUCCCCAAGCCACAACCGGUUAACCCGCUGUUUCAGGACAGCCCAGACCUUGGCCUGGACUACUACAGUGGAGACAGCAGCAUGUCACCACUGCCCUCGCAGUCGAGAGCCUUUGGUGUGGGAGAACGAGAUCCCUGUGACUUCAUGGGACCCUACUCCAUGAAUCCAUCUACACCUUCUGAUGGCACUUUUGGCCAAGGCUUCCACUGUGACUCUCCCAGCCUGGGUGCUCCCGAGCUUGACGGCAAGCAUUUCCCACCCUUGGCCCACCCACCCACAGUGUUUGAUGCUGGCCUGCAGAAGGCCUACUCACCCACCUGUUCACCAACUCUAGGCUUCAAGGAAGAGUUGCGGCCGCCACCUUCAAAGCUGACUGCCUGCGAGCCCCUCAAGCAUGGUCUUCAGGGGGCUAGCCUGAGCCAUGCAGCCCAGGCCCACCUGAGUUGCCGGGACCUGCCCCUAGGCCAGCCUCACUAUGAUUCCCCUAGUUGCAAGGGUACAGCCUAUUGGUACCCACCAGGUUCAGCUGCCCGUAGCCCGCCCUAUGAAGGCAAGGUGGGUUCGGGGCUGCUGGCUGACUUCCUGGGCAGGACGGAAGCUGUCUGCCUCAGUGCCCCUCACCUGGCUAGCCCACCAGCCACGCCCAAGGCCGACAAGGAGCCACUGGAGAUGGCCCGACCCCCGGGUCCACCCCGUGGCCCUGCUGCAGCCGCUGCUGGCUAUGGCUGCCCUCUCCUUAGUGACUUAACUCUGUCCCCUGUGCCAAGGGACUCGCUGCUGCCCCUGCAGGACACUGCCUACAGGUAUCCAGGCUUUAUGCCACAGGCACAUCCUGGCCUGGGUGGGGGCCCUAAGAGUGGCUUCCUGGGGCCCAUGGCGGAACCUCACCCUGAGGACACAUUUACCGUCACCUCCCUGUAGUACCAACUGAAGUGCCGACUGGACCACGAGGUUUUGUUCCUGGCUUUCAGAAGACCAAUGCCAAGACCCCUCCCAGCGUCCACAUCGUCCUCUGGCAGGAGCGCCUGCCCCUCUGUCCCCCACCUGCACCCCAUACCCCACCCCACGACCCCUCCCUGCCCAUCUCCUCCACGCAGAAGCCGAAGGUGAGCCCUUUCUGCACAAAACCAGCAAUUGUAAAUACUUUUUAAAAUGUACAAAACUUAAAAACAAAACACAGUUUUAGAAAAAGACAAAAAAAAGAGAGAGAACGAGAGAGAGAGAGAGAGAGAGAGCGCGUGUGCAAGAGGUUGUGAGCGGGGCUUCGAGGUGUCCAGAACCCCUGCAAGUGUGCACUGAGAAAUUUAUCUACAGGUCGUUUGACAAAAAUGAACAAUAUCCUAUUUAUUGUAUAUACUGUUUUAUUAUAAAUUGUGGAUUGUAUAUUGCAUUCUGUAAACCU
Mastomys coucha (southern multimammate mouse) is the source of this 6284-nucleotide messenger RNA. RefSeq names its product AT-hook DNA binding motif containing 1 (gene Ahdc1). The record is from RefSeq and is a predicted model, not a curated record. The transcript has 7 exons. NCBI's taxonomy places the organism in Eukaryota, Metazoa, Chordata, Mammalia, Rodentia, Muridae. Bases 1019 to 5803 code for a protein of 1594 amino acids.